AUGGCAGGGACCAAGAUUUCUCAACCAGAGAGCACAGAGGGCAGCGCAUGUCCCAGCAUACAAGAGCUCGAGCAGCUCCUUCAGAGUGGGCGGGCUUCCUGCAGCCACGUGGAUGAAGUCUGGCCAAACCUCUUCAUCGGAGAUGUAACUACAGCAAAUAACCGAUUUGAGCUGUGGAAAAUGGGCAUCACCCACAUCUUGAAUGCAGCCCACGGCGGGAUGUACUGCCAAGGGGGAGCCGACUUCUAUGGCAGCAGAGUUCACUACUUUGGGGUGCCCGCCAGUGACCUCCCCAGCUUUGACAUCAGUGUCUACUUCUCUUCUGCUGCAGAAUUCAUCCAUGGAGCCCUGAGCACGCCUGGAGCGAAGGUCCUGGUGCACUGCGUGGUGGGGAUGAGCCGCUCGGCCACCCUGGUUCUGGCCUACCUCAUGAUUCAGCACAGGCUCUCCCUGGUCCAGGCCAUCGACACGGUGAAGGAGCGCCGCUGGAUAUUCCCCAACCCCGGCUUCCUCCGGCAGCUGCGUGAGCUCGAUGGGCAACUCCGGCACCCAAAAGGCCAGUGA
Tachyglossus aculeatus (Australian echidna) is the source of this 564-nucleotide messenger RNA. Its product is annotated as dual specificity protein phosphatase 13-like. Gene Ontology annotation, cellular component: cytoplasm. Gene Ontology annotation, biological process: negative regulation of MAPK cascade; protein dephosphorylation. The record is from RefSeq and is a predicted model, not a curated record. Gene Ontology annotation, molecular function: MAP kinase phosphatase activity; protein tyrosine/serine/threonine phosphatase activity. Lineage: Eukaryota; Metazoa; Chordata; Mammalia; Monotremata; Tachyglossidae. The transcript is spliced from 3 exons. Bases 1 to 564 code for a protein of 187 amino acids.